Molecule: messenger RNA, 5857 nt
Organism: Carassius gibelio (silver crucian carp)
Lineage: Eukaryota; Metazoa; Chordata; Actinopteri; Cypriniformes; Cyprinidae
Product: STE20-like serine/threonine-protein kinase
Exons: 19
Coding region: 905-4405 (1166 amino acids)
Biological process (GO): protein phosphorylation
Molecular function (GO): protein serine/threonine kinase activity; ATP binding
Source: RefSeq, a predicted model, not a curated record
GCACUGUCGGUCUCUCUCGCGCACUCUUCAUCUCACUCGGACGCAAUCGGUCUCUCUCGGACGCACUCGGUCUCUCUCGCGCAAUGUGUAUCUCUCUCUCUCUCUCUCUCUCUCUCUCUCUCGGCGUUCGCUUCACUUUUGUCCAGUCCGAUGCCCCAUAUUAUUUCCCCAAUCGGGCACGCGCUUCGAGUCUUCCAGCGAGCGACAUCUUCGAGAAGUUAGUCACAACAGACCCGAGCAACCGUUGGUCAAGGCGCGACAAACACCCCCCUGAACACCGUGAGCAGUGUCCACUGGCCUGCUGGUGUUCUAUGGUUUGGCUGGCUAAGCUGUAAAACACACCCCUCCCGAAUAGACUGAGCACGGUCAGGAGUUUGGUCAUCAGCAUCCGCUCUGCAUUUUUACGGUGUUACUAGCUGCCUAUCCGCCUCCACCCCUAUGGAUUUUUAUGUCGUUUUUUUUAUUUUUAAAAACGACAUUUUUGAUUACUCGAUGCUUUUUUGACUAGGAGGCUGUAUUUUCUAUUUAUUUUACGGGGCGGUAAAUACAGAAGAUGACACACAUGUACGUUAGCCGUUGUGAAGCUAGCUGAGGAAGUGGACUGUUACUUUUCCAUCCCUGUAUGAAGGAGUCGCCUUGAUGAUUCACUCUUAUGGAGACGCGACAUGCCACAUGAAGACUGAUCUCUGCCACUUUCAGGGAGACUAAUAUCAUUGCCAUCAUUCACAGGAUUGCUUGGAGCUGUCUGCAAAUGUAUAGUUAAGUGAGUUAGCUGGGGGGAUCGAUCAUCCACAGCUAGCCCAUUAGCCAACUCCCCAAGCGAUUCGUUUAGUACAGUAUUAACAGUUUAUGUCGUGUCAUUCACUUUGUUUUUACCGAUAGUCAUUCAGAUUGCGUUUAGAAAAUGUCCUUUUUCAAUUUUCGGAAGAUAUUUAAGCUGGGCACGGAGAAAAAGAAGAAACAGUAUGAGCACGUUCACAGAGAUGUCAACCCAGAGGAGGUGUGGGAGAUCGUGGGGGAACUCGGGGAUGGAGCCUUCGGGAAAGUCUACAAGGCUCAAAACAAACAGACCGGGAUCCUGGCUGCUGCUAAAGUGAUCGAUACCAAAACAGAAGAGGAGCUGGAGGACUACAUGGUAGAGAUCGACAUCCUCGCCUCCUGUGACCAUCAGUAUAUAGUCAAACUGCUGGAUGCUUUCUAUUAUGAGAGCAAACUCUGGAUUCUCAUUGAGUUUUGUGCUGGAGGAGCGGUAGACGCUGUGAUGUUGGAGCUGGAGCGGCCAUUGACAGAGCCUCAGAUCCGGGUUGUGUGUAAACAGACGCUGGAGGCGCUGACUUACCUCCAUGAGAAUAAGAUUAUACACCGGGACCUGAAGGCUGGAAAUAUUCUCCUUACCUCAGAUGGAGAUGUGAAAUUAGCUGACUUUGGAGUGUCUGCAAAGAAUACAAAGACCAUUCAGAGAAGAGACUCUUUCAUUGGAACACCAUACUGGAUGGCACCCGAGGUGGUGAUGUGUGAGACGUCGAAGGACAGACCGUAUGACUACAAAGCAGACAUCUGGUCCCUGGGGGUGACUCUGAUCGAGCUGGCACAGAUCGAGCCACCCAACCACGAGAUGAACCCAAUGAGAGUCCUGCUAAAAAUAGCAAAGUCUGAGCCCCCCACACUCUUAACUCCAUCACGAUGGUCUCCUGAGUUCAGUGAUUUCCUGCGGAAAGCACUGGAUAAGAAUGUAGACAACAGGUGGAAUGCAUUGCAGCUCUUACAGCAUCCAUUUGUUUCGAAUGUGAUGGAUAACAAACCACUGCGAGAGCUGAUUGCGGAGGCUAAAGCCGAAGUGUUUGAGGAGAUUGAAGAAGGAAAAGAGGAAGAGGAGGAAGAAGAGCCAGAGUCCCAGCCGGUGGUGCCUGGACACAAACGUGCAUUAUCGGACACCAGCUUUGGCAGCUUGGAGGAUGAGAGGCAGUGUCAGAAUAUGCCAGCUCUUGAGUCUGUCACAGAGAAGGCUGAACCUGAAAGAAAACCCAGUUCAGACAAUCAAGUCAGUGAUAAGAUCUCCGACAUGGUGGUAGACACCAGCGAAUCCAUCCAUGUUGAGGAUGAGAAGAUGAAUGAAGCCAGUCCAUCAGAUACUAGCAAUGAGGAAUCACCUUCAGGUGAGGAAGCCAUACCUAAACAUGACGAAUCUCACACACCUGUGACCAUUGAAGAAGAGAUUACUGGUCAGCCAAACCCUCCAGUAUCAGAUGACACUGUCCUCCAAGAGAUUGUAACCGUCAGUGAGGAAACUGGGGAGGAAGAGAAGAAGGAAGUGAAGGUGGAAGAGCCACCACAGCAGACAAAAGAAGAGUAUAAAGAACCACAGCAGGAAGCCAAAACACAAACCACCGAAGAUGAAGAAGAGGAACCUACCCAACCUUCAGAUAUAGCUGCACCGGAGAACAAAUCUGUUGGUGUUACUGAAGAAGCCAUCACUGAAUCAAAUGAGGUUGCAGAAAUAACUGAAGACAAAAUUGAGACAGAAGAAGUAAUGAAUAAAAAGGAACCAGUGGAAGAUGAGAGAACGGUACCCUCACCACAUGUCCCAACAGAAGAGUUAAAGGAGGAGCAAACUGAAACUUCACCAGAUGUUUCUACACAAGAGAUAAAGGAGGGUCUUCCUCCAGUGGCAAUAGAAGACCAAGAAAAAGCUGGAGAUAAGGGGGAGGGUUCAGAACCCAAAGACGAUAUUGCAACCAAGGGGGUAGAUGUAGAAGAGAACAACUCUGUGAAUGAAUUCCCUGUUGUUGUCAUCAAUGGUGCAAAAGUAGAGGAGGUCAGCUCAACAGAGGAACCUCAAGAAGCCCACGAAGACAGACCAGAGAUCCAGGAAGCACCUACUGUGCCUGAGAGUGACCAGAAUUCAGAAGUGACGAAACCUGAUGCUGAAAAGGAGAAAGACUCUGACUCAGGCAGCAGUUCUGCUGCAGAUACUAACAGCAUUGACAUUAAUCUGUCAAUCUCCAGCUUCCUGUCCAAAAACAAAGAAGGUUCUCUUUCAAUACAGGACAACAGGCGCCAAAAGAAAACUCUGAAAAAGACCCGCAAGUUUAUGGUCGACGGGGUGGAAGUCAGUGUCACCACAUCCAAGAUUGUCAAUGACAAUGACACCAAGAGUGAGGAACUGAGAUUUUUGAGGCGUCAGGAGCUAAGAGAACUGAGGCUGCUGCAAAAAGAGGAGCAAAGAGCUCAACAGCAGCUCAGCAAUAAACUGCAGCAGCAGAAAGAGCAGCUCUUCAGACGCUUCGAGCAGGAAAUGGCGGGAAAGAAACGUCAGUAUGACCAAGAGGUGGAGAACCUUGAGAAACAGCAGAAACAGACCAUAGAGCGUCUGGAGCAGGACCACACCAACCGGCUGAGAGAUGAGGCCAAGAGGAUCAAAGCAGAGCAGGACAAGGAGCUCUCGAAGUUCCAGAACAUGCUGAAGAACCGCAAAAAAGAGGUCAAACAAGAGGUCGGAAUGUCCCCUAAACACAUAAGAAAAGAGCUCAUGAAACGCUUGAAGGAAGACCUAGCAGUCAUUGAACAUGAAGAGGAGCAAGAGUUUCUCCAGAGGCAGCAGCUGGAGCUGGAUGGAGCUCUGAAGAAGAUCAUCCAGCAGCACAAACUAGAGAUCGCCACUAUAGAGAGAGACUGUCUCAACCACAAGCAGCAAUUCAUGAGAGCUCGAGAGGCAGCCAUGUGGGAGAUGGAGGAGCGCCACCUGCAGGAGAAACACCAGUUGCUGAAGCAGCAGCUGAAGGAUCAAUACUUCAUGCAGAGACAUCAGCUUCUCAAAAGACAUGAAAAGGAGAAGGAGCAGAUGCAGGGUUACAACCAGCGGCUCAUAGAGGAGAUGAAGAACAGGCAGGCACAGGAAAAAACCCGGCUGCCCAAGAUCCAGCGCAGUGAAGCCAAGACCCGCAUGGCGAUGUUUAAAAAGAGCCUGCGGAUCACUGGCACAGGAACACCAGAGCAAGACCGAGAGAAGAUCAAACAGUUUGCUUCUCAAGAGGACAAGAGACAGAGGAAUGAGAGACUUCAUCAGCAUCAGAAACAUGAGAACCAGAUGAGAGACCUGCAGCUGCAAUGUGACUCCAACAUCAGAGAGCUUCAACAGAUGCAGAAUGAGAAAUGCCACCUUCUGAUUGAGCAUGAGACUCAGAAACUGAAGGAGCUGGAUGAGGAGGACAGUCAGGAGCUGAAAGACUGGAGGGAGAAGCUUCGGCCCAGGAAGAAGGCUCUGGAGGAAGAGUUCACACGUAAACUGCAGGAACAGGAAGUCUUCUUUAAGAUGAGUGGAGAGUCCGAAUGCCUCAAUCCCACCACCCAGAGCAGAGUCUCUAAAUUCUACCCCAUUCCCAGUGUGCACUCCUCUGGCUCUUAAUCAUCACUGCGCUUUAUCUAAAGUGAGGAAGAGCUAUUCCAGUCAUUUAGCCUUUUAAAGGUAUGAGAUCAGAAUAGAUGCAUGGGGUUGAAAUGAAAUUCCAAAAUACCUGAAAGUUGGAAUCUAACAGUGAUGAAGGACAAACCUCAUGCAUUACCUAGACAUGCUUUUUUGCCACGUUUAAUCCAAUGGAUUAACAUUGUAGUUUUCUGUACGUUGUCUUCUGGUCAUGUUAAUUUGUGCUUGAGAUGUUAGCACAAAUUAGUAAUGAAUACACUCAGGCAAUAACAUCUUGUCUUUGUGGAAUACAUAAAUAAGACCGCCUUAAUGAGAGUCACAUGAUGACCAUAACAAACAUAACAUCACAUGCAGAAAAUACCACUAAUAGGGUGAAAGGUUACAUUUAAAAGAGCACGUGGACACACUAGUCACUGUAACUCUCAGUUCUCUACUAAACGUUGCAAAGCUAGUAAAUGAAGCUUCAGUGCUGUUAAAUAGUCUUGAUGCAGCUAUUAAAUGUCGUUCUUUACUUUUUAAACAAACUACUAAUUUUAACUCUUUCUUUUAUUAUCUAACUUAAGUUUUAAUAUAUUUGUAGUCAAGGAAUGUAACCCAUAAGAUGACAUUGCACACGUUAAAGCAAAAAACAUAUGCAGUAGUGAUCUUUUUAGUGCAUCAGGAAGGAAAUAUUGCCCAAAUAAUACAAUGAUGUCAUUUCUCAUUUGGCCAGAGUACCCAAGUUUAUUUUUUUAAUUGAGCAAAUUAAUUUCACAUAUUUGAAGAAAAAUAGGGCAGUCUUGAAUGUUUUAUAUAUGGUGUUAAAAAGUUAUUUAUGGAUUUAACUGAAGUCGAAUGUUUUUAUUGUUAGUUCUUUUUCCCUGUUUCAGCGACAUACAAGGGGAAUAUGAACUUUCACAUGUGAGAUUAUCUUAAAUUCAGGUUUUCUUUUAAUUGGAGGACAUAUCGUUUGAUUGAUGUAGAGCAGUGUUUAGUCCAUUGCAGUCUGCAAAAGUGUUUCAGUGUGAAGACAUGAACAUUUCUCACUGUUGAUGAGGACUUUUCAUCUGUUUUAAGCUCUAUUUUUGGUAACAUGUUUUCUGCAAGAAAUUACACGUCUGCAAUCUUCUCCAUAAUAUGACAUGCUGUGCUUAUAUGCUGUUGCAUGCUGAAAGAAAUCCCGAAUGCUGUACUUUUCCAGAGACGGGAACUUUUUGAAAAGACAAUGCAUUUUAAAAUAGCUUGUUUUAAAAGUUGGUAUUUGCAAAAAAAAAAAAAAAAAAAAUCAGGAUACUUGUUCAGAGACAGAAAGUCCCAGUCUCAUUCAGUUGAAGAGUGACCUUAAUCGUCAUUGGAAUAUCUGAUGCAUUUGAGGUCAAUUUCUGUAUCUAAAUGCUUGCAUCCAUUGGUAUACUGUAAUAAUGGUGUAAAUAAAACUCAUUGUAUUUUCUUUGA